Procambarus clarkii (red swamp crayfish) is the source of this 4811-nucleotide messenger RNA. The record is from RefSeq and is a predicted model, not a curated record. NCBI's taxonomy places the organism in Eukaryota, Metazoa, Arthropoda, Malacostraca, Decapoda, Cambaridae.
GGCGGCCCUCAGUUGGUCAGGCCAGCAUUGUGGUGGUUGUUGUUCUCGCGCCAUUUCCCGGUUUAUGCGGACAAUUAAGCGAAACCACCCCAGUGGGACAUUAUCCUCGGCACCAUGUCCAUUAAUAUUGACAAGGAUGCCUUCUUUCGUCGCAUGAACAAAGUAUAUUCCACGUGGAAGAAAUUGGAAAGUAAUAAGGAGGAUGGUCUUGGCAAAGCUGAUGCUCUCGUCUCUGUUGUGGGGGCUGACCAAGAAGUUAUUUAUUCAAAAUCAACUGCCACUCAGACCUGGCUUUUUGGGUAUGAGCUGACAGACACCAUAAUGGUGUGUUGUGAGAAAGCUGUGUACUUCUUGGCAAGUAAGAAAAAGAUACAAAUUCUGGAAGGCUUGGAGAAGAAUAAAGAUGAGAACAGUAAUGUACCACCAGUAAAGUUGCUGGUUAGGGACAAGAAUGAUAAAGAUAAGGCUAAUAUAACCAAAUUAAUUGAUGCCAUCAAGGGUAGCAAAGGUGGUUCAAAGAUUGGUAUAUAUGGUAAAGAUAAAUUCUCAUCAGAUCUCAUUGAUGCAUGGAGAAAAGCAGUGAAGGAAGCCAACUUUGAGCAGCUGGACAUGAGCUCUCACAUGGCAAUUGUGAUGUCGGCUAAAGAGGAAUCUGAAAUUGCCACCAUAAAGAAAGCUUGCACUGCAACAGUGGAUGUUUUCUCAAAAUAUCUAAAAGAACAGAUCAUGGAUAUUAUUGACAGAGAUAAGAAGGUAAAGCAUGCCAAACUUGCAGAAGGAGUGGAACAGGCCAUGACAGACAAGAAAUAUGUAGGUAAUUUUGACACGCAGCAGAUAGAGCCAUGUUAUCCUCCAAUUAUCCAAUCAGGAGGCAACUAUGCUCUGAAGUUCAGUGUGUCCAGUGACAAAAACCCCAUGCAUUUUGGUGCUAUUGUUUGCUGUAUGGGGGUACGUUACAAGAACUAUUGUUCCAAUAUCUGUCGCACUUUUAUGGUAAAUCCGCCUGAGAAGAUGCAGAAAGACUAUGAACUUCUUUUAGAGCUUUUUGAUAAGCUGAUCAACACAUUGAAGGCUGGAGUCAAACUUUGUGAUGUUUAUGAGGAAGUCUAUAAACACCUCAAGAGCAAAAAUUCUAGUCUGACAGAUAAGCUCACAAAGGCAGUUGGAUUUGGCAUGGGUAUCGAGUUUCGUGAGUCUGCUCUUCUCAUUGGUCCCAAAACAAAUACUAUUGCAAAGAAAGGGCAAGUGUUUAAUGCAAAUCUUGGGUUUUCCGAUCUCACAAAUGAUAGUGCCAGUGAUUCUGGUAGCAAGAAGUAUGCUCUGUUUAUUGGGGACACAGUCGUUGUCAAUGAGGAUCAACCAGCCACAGUUUUGACAGCAUCCAGCAAGAAGAAGCUGAAGAAUGUUGGGGUUUUCCUUAAGGAUGAUGAUGAUGAUGAUGGUGAUGGAGAUGAAGAAGACACAAAAGAAGAUACGUCGGGAAUCUUGGGUAGAGGAAAGCGAACUGCCAUCUUGGAUUCAAAGCUUCGGCAUCAAACAUCAGAACAAUCGACAGAGGAAAAACGCAAACAACAUCAAAAGGAAUUGGCAGUAUCGAUGAACGAGGCAGCCAAAGAACGCUUAGCAUUGCUUAAAGGAAAAAAAGAGGAUCAGAAAGUGCGCAAAUCUACAGUGUCCUAUCGAUCAUCCAACCUCAUACCCAAGGAACCUGAAAUAUCUGAACUCAAGAUCUUUGUUGACCGAAAAUACGAAACUUUGAUUCUACCAAUUUACGGCAUGCCAGUUCCAUUCCACAUCUCGAUGAUCAAGAAUAUAUCUCAGAGUGUGGAGGGAGAUUACACAUAUUUGCGAAUAAACUUCUUCCAUCCGGGCUCUAGCAUUGGCAAAAGUGACGGUGUAUUCCCAAACCCAGAUGCUGUGUUUUUAAAAGAAGUUACCUAUCGUAGUACAAAUACUAAGGAACCUGGAGAGUUCUCGGCCCCAUCUUCUAACCUGAACACAGCAUUUCGACUCAUCAAGGAGGUGCAGAAGAAGUUCAAGACGCGAGAGGCAGAGGAAAAGGAGAAAGAAGAUCUAGUAAAACAAGACACACUUAUUGUCUCCAAUAACAAAUCUAAUCCAAAGUUAAAGGAUCUAUAUAUUCGUCCAAAUAUUGUGCAGAAGAGAAUAAAUGGCACAUUAGAAGCUCAUACAAAUGGUUUCAGAUACACAAGCGUCCGUGGCGAUAAAGUAGACAUUCUCUACAACAACAUCAAGAAUGCUUUCUUCCAGCCUUGUGAGGGGGAAAUGAUUAUUCUACUUCAUUUCCAUCUUCGGCAUGCAAUUAUGUUUGGCAAGAAGAAACAUAUUGAUGUACAAUUUUACACUGAGGUUGGUGAAAUAACUACAGAUCUGGGUAAACACCAACACAUGCAUGACCGUGAUGAUCUGUCAGCUGAGCAGGCAGAGAGAGAACUGCGCCAUAAACUAACCUCUGCCUUCAAGAGCUUUACAGAGAAGGUUGAAACUAUGACAAAACAUCAGAUAGAAUUUGAUACUCCAUUCCGUGAACUUGGAUUCCCUGGUGCUCCCUUCCGUUCAACAGUGCUUUUGCAACCUACCUCAGGCUGUGUUGUUAAUUUGACUGAGUGGCCUCCGUACGUUAUUGUUUUGGAUGAAGUUGAGCUGGUUCACUUUGAGCGAGUUCAGUUCCACUUGAAGAACUUUGACAUGGUGUUUGUGUUCAAGGACUACUCCAGAAAAACAUCUAUGAUCAAUGCAAUUCCCAUGCAGAUGCUUGAUCAUGUUAAGGAGUGGCUGAACUCUUGUGACAUUCGGUACUCUGAGGGUGUGCAGUCACUCAACUGGUCUAAAGUCAUGAAAACAAUUAUUGAUGACCCUGAUGGGUUCUUUGAUCAGGGAGGCUGGUCUUUCUUGGACCCUGACUCAGAUGAUGAGAAAGCAGAGCAGGAGGAGGAGGACUCUGAGGAUGAUGGAGCAUAUGCACCUACAGAUGAAGAGUUGGGAUCUGAGGAGGAAAGCGAGGAUUAUUCUGAGGGUGAUUCAGAGGCAUCCGAUUCUGAAUAUAGUGAGGAUCUUGGAAGCAGUGAAGAAUCGGGUAUGGAUUGGUCCGACCUCGAGAGAGAAGCUGCUGAAGCCGAUAAAGAUGCUAAUGACUUCCAGGAUGAGUACACGAAACAGAAGAAGACAAAAGGUGGCGAUUAUCGUAGCAAAUAUAAUGAUCGGAAGAGGUUAAACCGCAAGUCCUCUCUGAAACUCGGCAAGGACAAACGCACGAGCAAUUCAAAGCACAAAUCUUCCAAGCAUGACAGCUCUGGUAGCAGCAAGCAUAGAUCUUCACACAAGUCAUCCCAUAGUUCCCCACACAAGUCAUCCUCCCACAAGUCCUCGCACAAAUCUCCGAGCAAAGAUAAGUCUAAGAAUCGGCAUCAUUCUAGUGGCAGCAGCAGCAAGCAUUCAGAUAAGAAGAGGUCUCGAGAUGACUCUGGUGACCGCCAUCAUAGCAAAAAGAAGAGCAAGAAGUAAAUUUGGUUGGGUCAUGCUGUUAAACAGUUGUUUCCUGCCAUGAAGAGGAGGGAGAAGAGAAGGUGAUACAAAAUAGAAUAAGUGCUGGAGAUCAUCGAGAGUGUGGUUAAUGGUGUUGUCAAGCAAGGAAUAAAUACUAGAUCUGGCUGGAAUAGCUACGCAAGACACUAUUGAAGAGACUUAUGACUAAAUAUUCCAUUGGCAUCCUAAGGGGUACGACCCCCGCCACUCGCUCGAGGAUCUUCGCAACAGGCAAAGUGACAUUGUGAUUUUGUAAGUGUUAAAUGCUCUUACUAUGUAGUUAUCUGAAGGAAAGAUAUGCACUGGAAUUUAGAUGUGAACAAAGAUUGAUACAUGUGUAUCAUGUACAAUUAUGAAUUAAUUGCAUAUUGAUGAUGUUUUCAGCCCUGUGUCAGGGUUCUUUAGUAAACUCCUGUAUAGAAAUGGUCCAAGUUGUAGUAUACUUCAAUAUUAAUUUACAUGUUCAUUAUACCUGUAUAUUGGAAACAAAUAUUCAUGUAAGUAAAUUAUAAGGUUCGGUGAAAUUAUCUUUGGAAAAGGCGGCACUGUUGAGAACAAAAUUUCAGGUUUGAAUGUAGUUAAAUUGUACGAUAUAUCUUGAUUGUAAUUUUUGCAAAACACAUUAAACCCAGAACUGUAAUGUAUUUAAGUCUGGAUUUCUUGUGAUAAAAUUUAAGAUUGAAGCGAUGUUUUGAAUGCGAAUCUUCAACGUAAAUGAAAGGGAACAUUGUCUACAUUAAUUGUGGAGAGUACAUAAUCAUGUUUCUUUUGACACAGAUCAGCUAAAAGGGUAUUAGUUUUAAUUAUUUUUGUACUGGAUGUGUAUUUAGCAUUUUAUCAGUUUUAAAAGAAAAUUUUAGUACAGUAUGUGUGACAGGUACAUCACUCGUUCAGCUGCUCCCUAGUAGCAUAAAUGUGUCCUUAGUUACAGUAACCGAGCUUAAUGUAUUAUGAAUGGGUUCCAAAGUUGAUAUUGACAUUUCUGAAGAUUUUUCCUUUAUAUUAUGUAUACAAGAGCAUAGAGAAGUGAUGGCAAUUACUGUAACCCUCUGAAAUCUACACAUGAAGAUCGCUAUUGGUAAAUUGUCAUCACUGGGGUAGUGUAUCCAACUGGUAUUGGUGACAGUUUUGAAAUAUAAGGCAUGAAUUGACUGAUUUGCAAAGUUACUGUGGAAGAGGACAUUUUCAGGUAUGUAGGCGAGUGAAUUAAUAUUGUAUUGCAUUUUAUAUUCAAUCUGUGAAAUUCAUUAAACUUGUUUUCCUAA